AUGGCGGUGCGGAGCCUAAAGCAAACGUCCUCGGAUCCAGUCCAGCCCCCUUUCCACCGCAGCAUGCUGCUCCUCUUUUACAUCCUGGGUCAGUGUUUGUUUUUAUGCAUCUCCAACCUAGAAAAUCGACUGACCGGCAAAAUCUUCGGGCUCCAUUCUAAAGACUGUCAGUGGAGCGUUGAGCAAGCAUUGAGCAGCUGUGAAUGCAGCCUUAGCUCUGAGGGCUGCCCGCAAUUUUCCUUGCUCCUGCUUAACUUGGAGGAGUACUACUUUGAACAGCACACGGCUCAUCACAUUCAGCACAAGGGCAGCCAGAAGGAAAGGAAAAUCAGAGGCUCCUUAAAAAUAUGUUCAAAAUCAGUAAUUUUUGAACCAGAUGCAAUAUCCCAACCCAUCAUUAAGAUUCCUUUGAGGGAUUGUAUAAAAAUAGGAAAACAUGGAGAAAAUGAAGCCAAUAGACACUUUGCAAAGACAGUAUCUGGGGCGAUUUCACUCAUUUUCAGCCAGGACCUUUACCUCUCAGUGGGGCAGCGGACAGCAAGCAGAUGUCUUCUCUGA
This is a messenger RNA of Odocoileus virginianus texanus, 558 nucleotides long. The record is from RefSeq and is a predicted model, not a curated record. Lineage: Eukaryota; Metazoa; Chordata; Mammalia; Artiodactyla; Cervidae.